Odobenus rosmarus divergens (Pacific walrus) is the source of this 1227-nucleotide messenger RNA. RefSeq lists its product as uncharacterized. NCBI's taxonomy places the organism in Eukaryota, Metazoa, Chordata, Mammalia, Carnivora, Odobenidae. The record is from RefSeq and is a predicted model, not a curated record. Gene Ontology annotation, cellular component: nucleus. Gene Ontology annotation, biological process: regulation of transcription by RNA polymerase II; cell differentiation. The coding region runs from base 1 to 1227 and encodes 408 amino acids. The transcript has 7 exons. Gene Ontology annotation, molecular function: sequence-specific DNA binding; DNA-binding transcription factor activity, RNA polymerase II-specific.
AUGGGAGGUCAGGUGCGAGAGCGGAGUGGCCGGCGAGCGGCGGCAGCGGCAGAGCUGGUGCGGGGCGGGCGGGUGGCGAGCCAAGCUGGCUCCACCAUGGACUGUAGCUGCGUCUCCGACCUUCUCUUCGCCCCGCCCGCCCUGCCGGCUCUCUGGACCCCCGGGCUGCGGGAAACCGGCCCCUCCCACGCUCCACCCCAGGAUGCCAAGGUAGCGCAUGAGGCUGCAGGGUUUGCCUUCCCGGAUUGGGCCUACAAGCCGGAGUCGUCCCCUGGCUCGAGGCAGAUCCAGCUGUGGCACUUUAUCCUGGAGCUGCUGCAGAAGGAGGAGUACCAGGGGGUCAUCGCCUGGCAGGGGGACUACGGGGAAUUCGUCAUCAAGGACCCCGAUGAAGUGGCUCGGCUCUGGGGCAUCCGCAAGUGCAAGCCCCACAUGAAUUAUGACAAGCUGAGCCGGGCCCUGCGCUACUACUACAACAAGCGGAUUCUCCAUAAGACCAAAGGGAAGAGGUUCACCUACAAGUUCAACUUCAGCAAAGUCGUGCUUGUCAAUUACCCGCUGUUGGAUGUGGCAGCCGCCACCACAGGCUCCCCACUCUUGCUGACCCCUGGUCCCUUUGGGGGGACCUCUGGGCCAGAUGCUCCUCCCCUUACCCCCGAGACCCUGCAGACCCUGUUCUCAGCCCCUCGCCUGGGAGAGCCAGGGGCCCGGGCGCCCCUGUUCACCCCUGAGACAGACAAGCUGCGUCUGGACAGCCCUUUCCCGUUCCUGGGCUCCGGUGCCACUGGCUAUUCCAAGCCCCCUGGCCUGCUGGGUCCUUACGGCCGCGCCUUCCCAGACUACCCCUGGAACUUUAACCCGUACCUCGCCGGCCCCUUCCCCAAGCUGCCCCCCUCUCUGUACCCCCCACACUUCUACCCCAACCCUCUGGCCAGUUCCCUGGGCCACCUGCCCUCAGCAGGGGCCGGGGGAGGCCCUACAGCUUCGCCCCUACUGGCUGCGGCGGGGGAGGGCCUGGGCCCCGAGCGCCCCUCGGGCCUGGCAGCAGCCCCUCGCCUGGCACUGCCGGGAGCCGGGGGUCCAGAGGCUGCGCUGGGCGGGAAGGACGACAGCGACUCGGAGCUGGAGAUCACAGACGUCAGCGGCUGCAGCUCUGACAGCGAGGGGGACGAGGGCCUCCCUGUGCCCCCCAAGGCCAAGGCGAGCAAAGGGGGGAUCGGCAGCUGA